Sabethes cyaneus is the source of this 2349-nucleotide messenger RNA. RefSeq lists its product as uncharacterized. The coding region runs from base 1 to 2349 and encodes 782 amino acids. Gene Ontology annotation, biological process: regulation of DNA-templated transcription. The record is from RefSeq and is a predicted model, not a curated record. Gene Ontology annotation, cellular component: nucleus. Gene Ontology annotation, molecular function: RNA polymerase II cis-regulatory region sequence-specific DNA binding; ATP binding; DNA-binding transcription factor activity, RNA polymerase II-specific. NCBI's taxonomy places the organism in Eukaryota, Metazoa, Arthropoda, Insecta, Diptera, Culicidae. The transcript is spliced from 6 exons.
AUGCAUCUUGCUGCUUCGGAAGUAACCUCUACAACGAAUCCCACUACUAUGGAUCUGCACUGUAGUAAUGGUAGUGGUGGUGGUGGUGGCAGCAGUGGCGUUAGCUCUGACGGAGGAGUAAACAAUUCAAGUGCAAGCCUACAGGAAAGUAACAAUAAACACCAACAGCUGACGGCGGAAAGUUUAGCUGAACGUACCAUCGAGGGAUUGUUGGCAGAUCAUCCGGGGGAGCUCGUUCGGACCGGUUCACCGCAUGUGGUUUGCACGGUGCUGCCGCAGCACUGGCGGUCGAACAAAACCUUACCGAUGGCCUUCAAGGUGGUGGCACUGGGGGACGUCGGCGAUGGCACCAUGGUGACGGUGAUGGCCGGCAACGACGAUAACUUCUGCGGCGAGCUGCGAAACAGUACUGCAAUCAUGAAAAACCAGGUGGCCAAAUUCAACGAUCUGCGUUUCGUCGGACGAAGUGGCAGGGGCAAAAGUUUCACACUGACGAUAGUGAUAUCCACGGUGCCGAUCCAGAUUGCGACGUACACAAAGGCGAUCAAAGUGACGGUGGACGGACCCCGGGAACCACGGUCCAAAAUUCGACACCAGGGCUUCCAUCCGUUCGCCUUCGGGCCGCAGCGGUUCGGGCCGGAUCCGCUGAUGGGAACGCUGCCAUUCAAGCUACCCGGAUUUCCCCAUCAAUUAGGCGGUAUGGCAGGCCAUUUACAUAUGGCCAACGAUUGGCGGCAGCUCAACGGUCGGACUGCGGCUGGAUUUCCAGGUUCGCAUUUUUUCCACCACCACGCUGCGGCGGCGGCGGCGGCUUCCAAUCCGGCCCAUUUCGCACCGCACAUGUUGGCCGCCAUCGAUCGGAUGGAGCAGCAGCACCAGCAACAUCGACAGCACCCGACGGCAGCGACUACGAUGGGCAUGCUCUCGGCAGUGGCAGCGGCGGCCUCGUCCACGGCAGCGAAUACCGUCGGCAUCUUCGGCAAGGGCAGCAUACCGGGCGGCAGCGCUGGCGGUGGAGGCGACGGUAAUAACAAUGGCGGCAGCUCUGCGAUAAACUCACCCCGGAUCAGCGAUUCCAACGAUCACCACGCAUCGCACGUCAAUUGCAAUCCACACAGUACAACCAGCCCGAAAAGUUCACCGAAUCCAACAAACGACAUCCAUCACACAAUUUCCUCCAACACGGAUGACGCGAAACCGUCGGCAGAUGGAGACUACGAUCGCGACGAGCUCGAUGAUGACAACGAUCAAAUCAGCGUUACGGGUAGCGACCUUGGCAGUGGCAGUCAGAACGAGCAGGACCGCCGAAGUCCACUGAUAGGAGGAGCCUUCACGUCACUGAUACAGAAGAACCAUGCUAAGUUAAAGACGGGCUUGGAACUGUUUCAAAAUGGCGCCUUCUCAGCGGCUCCCUACCCUGCCCAGAUACAGCAGCCUCAUCCGCUGAACCACGCACUGGCUGCGCAGCUGUUCUUCCAGAAUCCACUAAUACCUCAACCGAACCACUGGCUGUACAAUCAGCUGUAUGGAAACUACCAGGAACUGCCUUGGUUCCGGCAAUCACUUUUCGCGAAUAAAACGGAAACACCGAACAACGACAGCAAGGACGGUCUGGACUCACCGAAAGGAAGCGACGCCAUCAGCAAUAAGCGGUCCAUUAAGGUCGUUUGUAGCACGGGCGACGAGGGUGAGGAAAGUCCACCGCACAAAACGAUCGCCAUAGCUGAUGACGACGAUGAAGAUCGUCGAAAGAAUUCCCCUUCGGUGACAUCAACGAAACGGUCACCUAGCCCAGCGGAGGCGAUGUCUCCUCUGCUUUGUGAAGACACCGUUUCCGGUCUCACAGUUUUAGAGCGAAGCACAAAGUUGAAACGAUGCAUUUCAGGCUCGGACAGGGCCAGCCUGCAGCAACAGGUGAAGCAAAGCGAUCCAGCAUUUUACGCGGAAACGCGCUCGCAGCUUCCCGUCAAAGAGUGGUCCGGCAUCAUCACCCACCGGGUCGUCUUCCGCUCUGCCACGGUCCACACGCACAGCAGUAGCAGCAGCAGCAGCAGCAGCAGUACUGCAUCAACCGGUUGCCAUACUCCGGCCCAAAGUGCACACCGUGGCACACGCUUAGUCAAACGUAUCAAAACUGCCCUCGUCAACACUCCGAACCGGCCGCAUAGCGAUAGGCCAACCAGAGCCCAUAAACAUAUCCACGUACACAUCCUAUAUCAAACCACACCAACUAAAAUCCAAACUUACCGAAAUGUUUGCACACUCGAAUGUCCGCCCCAGCGUCAGCGGUCCGCUGCCCUCGCUAUCCGGUCAUUGUUCGAUUCUAUACUCCUGAAUGCACUUAGCUAG